Messenger RNA from Neltuma alba, 893 nucleotides. RefSeq lists its product as uncharacterized. The record is from RefSeq and is a predicted model, not a curated record. The transcript is spliced from 5 exons. NCBI's taxonomy places the organism in Eukaryota, Viridiplantae, Streptophyta, Magnoliopsida, Fabales, Fabaceae. The coding region runs from base 1 to 819 and encodes 272 amino acids.
AUGGAGGGUGAGAAAGCAGAGAAGCAGAAGAAUGAAGAUGGAAAAAAUGAUGAUGAGAAGGGCAGAAGAGGGGGGCUGAUUCCUAAACUGAGGCAGAAGCAUAUUCCCUCAGAAACCCCUUUUCUGAAUUAUUAUUCUACAGUUCAAGAAUUAAAUCGCACCACCAAUCUCAGCAUGAACCAGCUGGUUAAAUACAAUGACGAGGCCGAGAUUCAAGAUUUUAACGGCGAUGGCAAUACUUGGCUUACCUCAAUUCUUGAUGUGAAAAAAAACAAUCACAUUCUGGGAUCGGCUGUGUCAGAGAAAGAAUUGAAGAUUCGAAGUGAGCUUGAAAUGGAGGUGGAAAGGGACUUAGAAGAAGAGAUUAAAGACGGCAUAUGUAAUCUUUCUCUUAGACUGCAUCGUCUCUAUCAACGUCAGAAGGAAAGACAGAUGAAAGAAGGAUCAGAUGAAGAUAACACAACGAAAGCACUUUCUGAGGUGAACAUAAGCAUAAAAAUGGAAGGGAAGACCAAAGUUGAAAUCAAAGAGACUAAGAAAGAAGCGACUGGAAAGGGUCAUCAUCGACGUUCAUGGAGUCAUAGAUCAGAAGAUAUGAAACUACUAGUGUCUCGUUCGAAUGGAGGGAAGGUUGAUUGGAAGAAGAGUCUACGAGCAGGUUCAGGUAAUACUGUUUCUGUGAACAAAAGAAAUGGAAGCCCAAAUCGUGAAUCUGAUAAAGGAAGGGCAAAUAUUAAAGGACGUUCUCGUUCGUCGGGACGAGUGAAACAACAAGGUAAGGUGGAUCGCAAGCUUCUUCGACUGGGAUGGAAGUUUUAAAGAUUAAUCUAUUGGUCCGUGAUUUACAGUUUGCGUACUGUGUGGUUUUGCAAUUCAUAUUACUACUUAUACGA